This is a messenger RNA of Juglans regia (Persian walnut), 815 nucleotides long. Its product is annotated as zinc finger protein ZAT11. The transcript has a single exon. Lineage: Eukaryota; Viridiplantae; Streptophyta; Magnoliopsida; Fagales; Juglandaceae. Bases 109 to 660 code for a protein of 183 amino acids. The record is from RefSeq and is a predicted model, not a curated record.
AUUUUCCGUUCAAAGUUUCCAUACCAGCAACUUACUUCAUCAAGUUCAGCUAGCUAACAAUUACGUGCUUAUAAAAGAGUCCCCAACGUUUAGAUACGUCCUUUUUAGAUGGCCAUGAAGAGAAUGAGAUCAGAAGAUAUUGUAGGGGAUAAAGACAGCUUAGACGACAUGGCAAAGUGUCUGAUGCUGCUGUCUCAUGGAGGCGGCUUAACAACAGAUACAAAGCCCAAAACAUGUCCACAUCCGGUUGAUGUCUUCGAGUGCAAGACAUGCAACCGUCAGUUUUCAUCAUUCCAAGCGCUGGGUGGCCACCGAGCCAGCCACAAGAGGCCAAGAUUAAUGGGGGAAGAACACAAGGUGGAUCGGACCAAAUUGCAGAGUUCUGGGAACAAACCCAAGAUGCAUGAGUGCUCGCUAUGUGGGCAAAAGUUCUCCAUGGGCCAGGCUCUUGGUGGGCAUAUGAGGCGGCAUAGAGCGAACGAAGGGUUAUCUUCUAUUAUGAAUCCUGUAGAUCACGCCAAAGUGCCGAUGCUGAUGAAGAGAUCUAACAGUACGAGGGUUGUCUGCAGCUUGGACUUGAACUUGACGCCCUUGGAGAAUGAUUUGAAGUUAUUAUUUGGGAAGAUGGCUCCUAAAGUCGAUCUUCGUUUGAUGAUUUGAUUAUGUGAUCACUCACUCAUGUAUUGAUUUUUUUUUUCCCAUUCAUAUUCGUUAAUAUAUAUAUAUAUUUAUGUACGUACAGUAUAUAUAAUACCUUUCGGUUCUUUCCAAAUUCUAUCUGAACAUUAAUGAAUUAGCGUUUCUCUAUGUGUUGA